AUGCUAGUUCUCAGGUUGCUCAAUGUUGUUGCUCCAGCCUACUUCUUGUGCAUCUCCCUAGUGACCUUCGUCCUCCAGAUCUUUCUCUUCAUCCCCAGCAUGUUCAGAGACCCUUCCACCACCCCACUUUUCUCUCCUGCUCUGCUGCAUGGGGCCCUCUUCCUCUUCCUCUCAGCUAAUGCCCUGGGCAACUACGUCCUCGUGAUCCAGAGCUCCCCCGAGGACUCGGGCAAGGGCUUAAACUUGGGCGAAGGAGCCGAAGUGGUGGCGGACUGGCUGGAUGGAGGCAGGUCCCCUGGCUCAGCCCUGCCCAGCACUCACUUCUGUAGACUGUGUGCCAGAGUCACCCAGAGGCAUGACCACCACUGUUUCUUCACAGGGAACUGCAUCGGGAGCAGGAACAUGCGGAACUUCAUCAUGUUCUGCCUCUACACCUCCCUGGCUUGCCUCGACUCCCUAGUGGCAGGCAUGGCUUACAUUUCUGCGGCACUCUCCAUGUCCUUCGCAAGCCCGCUGGCCUUCCUCACCCUCCUGCCUCACUCCAUCAGCCAGUUCUUCUCAGGAGCUCUCCUCAGCUCUGAGAUGUUUGUCAUCCUCAUGCUCUACCUCUGGCUCGGGAUCGGACUGGCCUGCGCUGGCUUCUGCUGCCACCAGAUGCUGCUGAUCUUACGCGGGCAGACACGGUACCAGGUGCGGAAAGGGAUGGUGGUGAGAGCCCAGCCCUGGAGGGAGAACCUGCGGGAGGUCUUUGGCAAGAGGUGGCUGCUAGGACUUCUCAUCCCUGUGCUGAAUGUGGGAAGCGACUACCGUAGGCAGAAAGGGAAAUAACCCUGCACGCGCGCACCCCAUGCAGGCAACACCUCCCCUGCUCUCCCCCUGCCUGUGGGAUUGCCGAGGAGCUGGGCCACUCCAUCCCUCAGCGCCGUGGCCUUCGUGGGAGGAAGGGGCUGGCAAUCAGGCAGAAUCAGCUC
Molecule: messenger RNA, 971 nt
Organism: Cygnus atratus (black swan)
Lineage: Eukaryota; Metazoa; Chordata; Aves; Anseriformes; Anatidae
Gene: ZDHHC22
Product: zinc finger DHHC-type palmitoyltransferase 22
Exons: 2
Coding region: 1-828 (275 amino acids)
Biological process (GO): protein palmitoylation
Cellular component (GO): Golgi apparatus
Molecular function (GO): palmitoyltransferase activity
Source: RefSeq, a predicted model, not a curated record